Molecule: messenger RNA, 586 nt
Organism: Aegilops tauschii subsp. strangulata
Lineage: Eukaryota; Viridiplantae; Streptophyta; Magnoliopsida; Poales; Poaceae
Product: hydrophobic protein RCI2A
Cellular component (GO): membrane
Source: RefSeq, a predicted model, not a curated record
GGUUUAAAAGCUCCGACGACUUUGCUAAACUGAACCGAGCUUGCUUCUGCCGCCAGAGUUAGUUUUGUAAAGCCUGGGCAAGGGCAGGGCCGGGUAGGAUGAGCUCCGGCGGCUGUUCGACGUGCCUGGAGACCGUCUUCGCCGCCGUCCUCCCGCCGCUCGGCGUCUUCUUCCGGUACGGCUGGUGCAGCCCGGAGUUCUUCAUCUCGCUGCCGCUGACGUUGCUCGGCUACGUCCCCGGCAUCAUCUACUCCCUCUAUGUCAUCCUGAAGGCGCCGCCGGAGCUGCCGAGCAUCGACGGCGACCGCCCCUACUACAUCCUCGCCUGAGAAGCUCCUUCGAGCAUAGCGUACGUACAUGCUACUGUAGUUUAGCUCGCUCGCUGCAUACUGUGUCGCCAUUGGUUGAAUUGGAGAUGAUUUGUAAUUAAGCUGUGUGUUAGUGUGUGGACGUAGCCAGUGCUUUGAGGAAUUAGCCACUGUUCUUUCUUUCUUGAUUGGAUUGGUGAUGUGCUGUAUAAUUGUUUCGGCUGUGGAUUAACGUACUCUCGAUGCUAGAAAUUAACAGCUAGUACUAUAGUUUGCAA